CGCCCACCCUUCACCCACCCCGUCAUAUGCGCCGCCGAGGUUCUCUCCCACCAACCCUACACGCCGCCGGUGCAGGUCCAGACUGUAUUGGGAAACAUCUGUAAAGGAGUUAAAACAGAAUCAUGGGGGACCAGCCAAAGUUCAAAUUAUUGCCCAAAAUUCUCAAUGGUGGUAUCGCAGGUAUUGUGGGAGUCACCUGUGUCUUCCCUCUCGACCUUGUUAAGACUCGGUUGCAGAAUCAACAGAUUGGUCCAAAUGGAGAACGCAUGUAUAAUUCCAUGCUUGACUGCUUCAAGAAGACAUAUCGUGUUGAGGGCUAUUUUGGAAUGUACCGAGGAUCAGGGGUCAAUAUCCUGCUUAUUACUCCCGAAAAGGCAAUCAAACUUACAGCUAAUGACUUUUUCCGACAUCAUUUGACCACAAAAGAAGGAAAACUCCCAGUCCAGCGUGAGAUGAUGGCAGGUGGUUUAGCUGGUCUUUGUCAGAUUGUAGUAACAACGCCUAUGGAACUCCUAAAGAUUCAGCUUCAGGAUGCAGGGAGAGUUGCUGCACAAGCUAAAGCAAGUGGCCAAACUGCAGACAUCCCCAAGAUUUCUGCAACUUCUAUCACCCUUAAAUUAUUACGCGAAAAAGGCAUUGUUGGCCUAUAUAGAGGGACAGCAGCUACUAUGUUACGAGAUGUGUCCUUCUCCGUUGUUUAUUUCCCACUCUUUGCUCACCUGAAUUCUCUUGGACCUCGAAAAGCUGAUGGCUCUGGUGAAGCUGUCUUCUGGUGUUCCUUCUUAGCUGGCUGUGCAUCAGGUUCUCUUGCAGCUUUGGCUGUAAAUCCCUUUGAUGUAGUGAAGACCAGACUGCAGUUGUUGUCCAAGGGUGCUGGUGAGACCCAGUAUCGAGGAAUAGCAGAUGCAAUUUUAAAGAUUGUGAAGAAUGAAGGACCAAAAGCUUUCUUCAAAGGGGGCGCUUGCAGGAUGAUUGUGAUUGCACCACUCUUUGGUAUUGCUCAAAUGGUGUAUUACUUUGGGGUCGGAGAAGCCAUCUUGGGCUACAAAAAGUGAAACGCUACAAGCUACAAGUAGUUCUUACUUUUUCCUUUUCUUUUUUGUAAUUUUCCAAUAUAUUUUUUUUCUUUUCUUUUCUUUAUCUCCUUGUUUUUUUCAUUUGUCUGUGUAAAUAUUUAUUAGAGAAGAUAUUUUUACAAGCUGAAUUAAGAAAAUGUAUAUGAGUAGUAGAUGAAUGAGAGUUUACAUAGCAAGAAAAUACCCUUGUCCCUUGAACAAUUUUCUGUUUCAUUCUCAUAUUUCUUUUUGCCUUUUUUGUUUAAGAACAAUGAAUUAAAAAGUAAAUAUUAUUCGCUUCUCUUGUGUUGAACCUGCUUUUAUAUAUACUUUAUAUUUUUUUAAUCAUUAAAAGUCUAGAAACUGACGAAUGCAUUUUGUUGGUACAUGCAGGUCUAAACUAAUGAUAAUAAGAUAAAGCUAGUAGUGUUGUGUCUUUGGGAAUAGAAUGAAUAAUGAAACAGGAGCACUGAUAAUUUGUCUUUUGUGUUCCUGUGGUCACAUGAGAUUUGUGUUGCCUUAGUGUUGGAGAGAUAAGAUUGCAGUCUUCCUCUAUUCAUCUAGAUAGCCUUAGGUGGAAUGUAAUAGCAUUCCAGGUCUUUUCGGCUUCCGAGAUUAGUCAGGUCAGACUUUAUCACAUGACACCAAACGCAAUUAAAAGAUGAAUAAAGUCACACAAAGUAUUAAUAAAAAAAAUUAAAUAACCACCUCUUGAAAGUAGCACCAUUUUGAUGUUCAUUAAAGAAAUGACAGUCAUUAUAAAGUCACAUAUGAUUAGACACUGGACAGGUGUAUGUUCUUAUUCAUAAUGUAUAUAUUUACCAGACAGAAAUAUAUUUAUCUUUACCCACCAAGUAUGCCUUGCAUAAGCACAAAAGCACUUACACUUCAACAAUCAUACAUGCCAUACAUGUAUUUGCCCUUGGGCACCAAAAGCUUGUUGCUUUCUAGAAGGAAAAAUAAUAUUAAAGAAAUGUACAUUAUUGAUCCUAAUCCUAAAAAAAUACUCUAUAAUGUAUUCUAAGGCAAAACAUUUAAAAGAAAACUACAGGAGGCAGCUGAAAUGGAGUUUAUACAUAGGGUAUUGCAAAAAAGUUAAUAGUGUGUAAAAGCUGCUUCAGUACGCAUGGAAUUGUUACUGAGUAAGAAAGUUGUUCUUUAAACACUAAAGGUCUAAAGAUGGGAAAUAUUUUGAUGCUUUAAGUAAAGCUCUCUCUUGAUUUUGCAAAGAACAAAUGCCUAUGACCAUUUUUCCUUGAUGUCAUUAAUAAAAGUAUUAUGUUAGGAAUGGCAGUUGUAAAUAGUUGAAAAAGAUUUGAAGAGCCAGUGAAUGUGAAGAUGGGUUUGAUGUAACAAAGGAGAAUGGUGGCUACAAAUGGGUGCAGUUUAGAAUAAGAAUCCAAGUUUCUCUGUUUGAACUCAAAUCUAAAGUACAUAGCACUGGAAAGCAGAUUCCUGUGUUAUAAUAAGUCUGUUCUGUAAUUAACCCAUUGGUGAAAGGUGACAUCCAGAUACCAGGUGACAGCUUAUCAUAUCAUGAACCUAUGUUCUGAUAGCCAGAAUAGGGUUUCACACACCUGAAUGUAAGCCUGACAAUCACUCAGGCACAGAAUGACAUACACUAACAUGCUUCUGUCCUUGCCAGACUCAACAUAAAAUUUUCCGAUCAUCAUUGGGUUAUAAGAAGAUAGGUAACAGUCUGCUGUUUGUUAUAUUUGGUUGUGAAUAUCCAUGUAGUGUGUAAAGUUUUCCAUGAAUUGUUUGUGUCCUUACUAAAAGUUUUAUAAUUUGUUGGAAUGAUGAAGGAAAAGUUGAGACAUUUAUUUGGGCAUAUUUUGUACACCUAAUUCAAAAGUUUUUUGUUAUGUCACAAAGAAUAUUCUUGACAGGUUUUAGCAUAUUCUUACAUUUAGUCAGUAUUUUACUGGAACAGCAUUUGUUGUCUAUGUCUAUUUUUUGUACAGUUGUUGUCAUAAAUGACUUAUGUAACUGUAAAAAGUGAGGGAAUAUGUGAAACAUUGUAUGAUUAUGCAGCAAAAAAAAGAAAAAAACAGUU
This is a messenger RNA of Penaeus chinensis, 3111 nucleotides long. Its product is annotated as mitochondrial glutamate carrier 1-like. Gene Ontology annotation, molecular function: L-aspartate transmembrane transporter activity; L-glutamate transmembrane transporter activity. Bases 123 to 1055 code for a protein of 310 amino acids. The record is from RefSeq and is a predicted model, not a curated record. Gene Ontology annotation, biological process: malate-aspartate shuttle; aspartate transmembrane transport; L-glutamate transmembrane transport. The transcript has 8 exons. NCBI's taxonomy places the organism in Eukaryota, Metazoa, Arthropoda, Malacostraca, Decapoda, Penaeidae.